This is a messenger RNA of Paramecium tetraurelia, 405 nucleotides long. RefSeq lists its product as uncharacterized. The record is from RefSeq and is a predicted model, not a curated record. The transcript is spliced from 2 exons. NCBI's taxonomy places the organism in Eukaryota, Ciliophora, Oligohymenophorea, Peniculida, Parameciidae.
AUGUCUUGCUUUAUAAAGUUAACGCAAAGGGCCAAAAGAACACUCUCAAUUGAAGCAGAUUUUCAAAAUUAAGGGUAUUUACCAAAAUUAUAACUGGCUAAAUCAAGAGCACUCACAUGCAACAACAAAAACUAUAUUGCAAAAAACUCCAAAAGUAUUUCUUCCAAAAUCAAUUCAAUAACACCAAGGGUAAUCUCAAGACCUGUCAUUAACGAUUUCCAUUUUAGAAAAUUGUAAAAUUGUAGGAAAGCAACACCAUUGAAGGAAUUAAAAAUGAUAGAAAAAAGUACAAAUAAGAAAACCGUACAAAAAAAACCCUCACUUGAUUUCAGUCUCUCUGGAUUUUAAAUGAUGGAUAUCGAGAGGGAAGAUUGUUUCCUUUAAUCAUAUGUUAGAAAAUAAUGA